AUGGCGGCGGCGUGGGUCCCGUGGACGCUGCUGCUGGCGCUGCUGCCCUCCAGCGCGACGGAGCUGCUCAAGGACGAGGCGGAGCGCCAGCGGCUGCGCGAGGAGCUGGCGCGCAUGGCCAAAGUCUACUCGAAGCUGCUGCUGCUCUGGGCGCUGCGGGCCGCGCAGGUGUUCGCCGGCAUCUCGUUCCUCUUCGCCACGGCCACGCUGCUCUACGCCGCGCUCUACCACCUGGUGAUCCCCUCGCGGUUCCACGAGCAGGAGCACGCGGAGCGAUUCGUGGGCGAGCCGAACUCUGCAGCGCUGCCGGCGGCGUCGCUGAACCUGCUAGACCCCGUGCACCAGUGGCAGGCAAUGGUGCCGCAGCCCGAGCAGCAGCAGCAGAAGACGCAGGCGGCGCUGGUGCCCGGAGUCAAGUACGACGUCAUCGUGGAGCUGACGGUGCCCGAGACGCGCGUGAACGCGGAGCUGGGCGUGUUCAUGGUCUCGACGUCGCUCUACGAGGGCGACAAGAGGCAGUUGGCGGCCAGUGCGAGACCCGUGACGCUACACGACAUGCCGGCGCCCGUGCGCUGGCUGAAGCUCGGCUUCUGGCUCGUGCCGUACGCGUUGGGCUUCUCGGAGCCGGCGCAGACGCUAAGGGUGACGGCGAUCAACGGGUACCAGGAGAGCACGGAGUUCCCGCUCACGCGCGUGGAUAUCGAGCUGAAUACUGCCAAGCUGCAGGUGUACUCGGCCAAGCUCACGGUCAUUGCGCAGUUGACGGGCGUGCGGUAUCUGAUGUACCAUUGGGCCGUGCCGACCGCGAUUUUGUUCAUCCUGAACAUUGUCUUCUUGGAGGCGCUGGCGAUCGUGAUCCUGUACGCGGUGUACGCGCUCCCACAGCUUGACGAGGAAGCGGCGGCGGACAUCGCCGUGCUGGAGGCCGCAGCGGCGGAUGCGCGGGAUAAGGCUCAGAAGCUUUUUGAGACGGGGGAGUUGACGGAGACCGAGGGGAGCGCUCACGUGAAGAGCGAGACGCUGUUCGACGAGGUGUCGUUUACCUCGUCACCAGUGCUGGAGGAGGCUGCUGAAGAUAUCAAGGACGAGGCGACGGAAGUGAAGCAAGAGCCUACGGUUUCUUCGCCCUAA
Messenger RNA from Phytophthora sojae, 1131 nucleotides. RefSeq lists its product as hypothetical. Bases 1 to 1131 code for a protein of 376 amino acids. Gene Ontology annotation, biological process: lipid droplet organization; lipid storage. Gene Ontology annotation, cellular component: endoplasmic reticulum membrane. The transcript is spliced from 2 exons. The record is from RefSeq and is a predicted model, not a curated record. Lineage: Eukaryota; Oomycota; Peronosporomycetes; Peronosporales; Peronosporaceae.